Daucus carota subsp. sativus is the source of this 1187-nucleotide messenger RNA. RefSeq names its product gamma-glutamyl peptidase 5. Gene Ontology annotation, cellular component: cytosol. The record is from RefSeq and is a predicted model, not a curated record. NCBI's taxonomy places the organism in Eukaryota, Viridiplantae, Streptophyta, Magnoliopsida, Apiales, Apiaceae. Bases 114 to 1160 code for a protein of 348 amino acids. The transcript is spliced from 4 exons.
AGUUAAUUUUCUGUCUAUAAAUUAAUGGGCACUUUCCAACUCAAUCAUAAGUGAAAUAGAGCCACGAGAUCUCUUUCUACACUCAUUUUAAUAUAUAUAGAAUCUGAGUUAAGAUGGGAGUGGAAGGGGACAGAAAGAGGUUUGCAUUGCUACAAGCUGCAAGGGAUUCAGAGUAUGUGAAGAAGAUUUACGGAGGGUACUUCAAUUUGUUUGUGGAAGCCUUUGGAGACGAAGGGGAGACGUGGGAUGUGUUUAUGGUGGUUGAUGGUGAAUUCCCACUUUUAACUGAUCUUAACAAUUAUGAUGGCUUUGUGGUUAGUGGUAGCCCCUAUGAUGCUCAUGGCGAUGACUGUUGGAUUCGUGAGCUCUGCGUUAUCCUGCAAGCCAUUGAUUCCCUCCAGAAGAAGGUUCUUGGAAUUUGCUUUGGCCACCAGGUGUUAUGUAGAGCAUUGGGAGGAAAAGUUGGAAAGUCGAAUAGUGGCUGGGAUAUUGGGCUUAGAAAUGUGAAAUUUAAUGUGAAGAACAUCGUCAACACCUCCUCGUGCAGCUUCCUUAAUGAUUUUGAUGCUAAUGACUUCCCGCAACUUCUUUAUAUCAUUGAAUGCCAUCAGGACGAGGUGUGGGAGGUGCCGUUGGGAGCAAAAGUGAUUGCAUACUCUGAGAAAACAGGAGUGGAAAUGUUUUGCUACGGGGAUCACAUAUUAGGCAUACAAGGUCAUCCAGAAUACCCCCUUGAUAUAAUUCAUAAUCUCAUCGACCGUCUUCUCUGUAAUGGCUCCAUACAGGAAGAUUUGGCAGAAAAUGCCAGGCUCCAGUUGCAGAAAAGGGAACCAGAUCGGAAGUGUUGGGAAAGAAUAUGCAAAGGUUUCCUAAAAGCUAAAAUUUCAACAAAGAGUGUCGACAAAAACCCUAGUGACCAAUACAAUGGUUGCCUCAAGGCGGACAAUUUGACAGAGAACGUCGAUAAGAACCUCAAUAAUCUAUGCAGCAGCUUCCUCAAGGAAGAGAUUCUGAAAGAACAUGUCGAGAACAACCUAAACGACCUAUGCAAAGGUUUGCUCAAGGCUGAGAUUUUAACAGAGAACGUCCACAGCAGUCUCAAUGAUCUUUGCAAAGAUUUUCACAAGGCUGAGAUUUUGGCAGAGAGUGUCAAUAACUAAGGAUCUUAUUGAUUAAUUAGUUAACUU